AUAUUGUUUGGGGCACUGUAGCAUAGCUGCGCCGGGAGUUAUUGCAAGGGACAGGCUACGCAAAUUGUGUAUUGGAUGCAUAUCAUUUUAAAUUUAAUCAGAAAAUUACAGAUAUCGCCAGAAUGCCGGGGAUGAUGGAUAAAGGCUCGGAAUAUCUGGGGAAAGGUCGGUCUAACGGAACGAAAAGCCCCUCGAACGCGUCCAAUGGCCAUUUUUCUGAGGAGAGCGGCGGCAGUGACGACGAGCACGCAGAUGUUGGAAUGCGGGUGGGAUCGGAUUAUCAGGCGAAUAUUCCUGAAUUCGACCCCGGUUCUACAAAGUACAGUGAUAAAGACAGUGGUGGCAUGCUGGUGUGGUCUCCAUAUCAUACAAUUGUUGACACUAAAUUGGAUGAAUACAUUGCCAUUGCCAAAGAAAAGCAUGGGUAUAAUGUUGAGCAGGCUCUUGGCAUGCUCUUCUGGCACAAGCACAACAUCGAGAAGUCCCUGGCUGACCUGCCCAACUUCACUCCUUUCCCAGAUGAGUGGACGGUGGAGGACAAAGUGCUGUUUGAGCAGGCCUUCAGCUUUCAUGGAAAGAGCUUUCACAGGAUCCAGCAGAUGUUGCCGGACAAAUCGAUAUCAAGUCUUGUGAAAUAUUACUAUUCUUGGAAGAAGACCAGAUCCAGGACAAGCUUGAUGGAUAGACAAGCGAGAAAGCUGGCAAAUCGAAGUAAUCAGGAUGAGAGUGAUGAAGAAAUGGAGGAGGCCAACCCUAUUGAAGGGCAUGACAGUGAUUACGAUCCUACAAAAGACGCUAAGAAAGAGCCCCACCCCGAGCCUCAGACCAUGAGCUCAAAGAUAAGCAUGGGCCGCCGGGACCACCAGACUUUGCAGCACCGUCACCACUCACAGCGCUCCAAGUGCCGCCCACCCAAAGGCAUGUACCUCACGCAGGAGGACGUAGUGGCCGUGUCCUGCAGUUCCAGUGCAGCUAAUACAGUCCUCCGCCAGCUGGACAUGGAGCUGGUGUCCCUUAAAAGACAGGUUCAAAAUGCCAAGCAGCUAAACAGUGGACUUAAACAGAGAAUAGAAUCUGGUAUUGAUGAAUUCCGGCUACCUGAGAGUAACCAAAAAGUAAACGCCCGCUGGACUACAGAUGAGCAGCUACUUGCAGUUCAAGGUGUCCGCAAGUACGGCAAAGAUUUCCAGGCUAUUGCAGAUGUGAUUGGUAAUAAAACUGUGGGGCAAGUUAAGAACUUCUUUGUAAAUUAUCGCCGACGCUUUAACCUUGAAGAGGUGCUCCAGGAGUGGGAGGCGGAACAAGGAACGUGUGCCCCUAACGGAGACAGUGCCACCUCUGGUGAAGAGGGAAAGAACAGUUCAAACCCCCCUUCUGGAAAGAGCACAGAUGAAGAGGAGGAGGAGGCUUUGACAUCCUCAGCCUCUGGACCGUCCUCUGCAGCUGCAGCUUCUUCAGGUAUAGCAGCCGUGAGUGGCAGCACCUCCCUAAACCAGCCUCCCCCUCUCCUCCGCCCAUCCCUACCUGCCACGCCCGCCCUGCACCGGCAGCCUCCGCCUCUCCAGCAGCAAGCUCGAUUCCUGCAGCCUCGGCCGGCUCUCCACCAACCACCCCCCCUCAUUCGGCCCUCCAACCCCCUCCCCCCACGCCUCAACCCACGACCCGCCGCCCCUGCCGCCGCCACACCCGGCCCCGCCUUGGGCCAGCAGCCACCCACGCUGGUUGGCAUCCAACCUGAGAACCCCUCUCUGCACUGAGCGAUCUCGGUGAGAAGUGGCUCGGCGAGGAGCGGAUCACAGUUGCUGUCAGUUAUUGAGUUUGUAAUAUUUUUCUAUUGAUCAAUAAUCUGUUUCUGAUGGAGGCUGGUGUUUUACCUUGUGUUUGUGAAUAGUAGGUUAUGACUGAGUUUUAAAGCCUUAUAUGUUAGAGAGUAGAUGUUGAACUCUAUUUAUUUAAAUAUACUUGUGUAACUGACUCAUUAUUAUCUGUUCCAUUUUUGCCAUUUUAAGCAUUUUAAGAUGACACUCUCUUAUACUCACGUACAAGUGAUAACGAACUUUACUCUGCAGAUUUGUCUCAGAUUUUUUGUAAGUGGUUUUUAAAUACAGAUACAUGCUCUCCUUUUUAAAAUGAAAGAUGUUAGGCUGUGUUUUUGUUAAAUUUUCUUUCACUGUCCUCGGUGUGACAUUUUUGUGAUUCUCUUGUAUGUAUGUAUAUAAGCAUUAUUUAUUUUUAUACUUGGUGCUGAGGACUACACAUAACUUAAAUCCUAUUCUUUAGACUAUUUCUCACCAUGAAAGUGCUCUUAAAAUCGAAGAGACUGUCGUAUUCAUUUCAAACUGGAAUCCUGGUAUUAAGAAUUCCCUAAGGAGGUUGUUUUUAGCUGUCGUUCUGAAUUCACCUCAUUAGUAUUUUUUGUACUACGUUUUUCACAAUAUGACGUUCCCUGGUUAUAAAUAAUAAUAUAUCAACGUUCAGUUCCCUUCCCCUUUAGCUAUAAAAGCUAGAAAAUAGCUAACCUUUUGUUUUCACUCUGUAAAAAUAUCUGUGCAUGUUGAUUGAUGUUUUGUAUUGUUUUUUUGUUGUUUUUUGUGUUUUUUUUUAUGGUUAAGAAGUGUAAGACAUUAAGCAGACGUUAAGCUUUUGACUCGAUAUGUGCCUGAGUUUGAUACUGUUUGCUGCCCUGUAACAAAGACAAACAAAACUCUGUUCAUAUCAUAGCAUGUAGCAUUAAUUAUGUACCUUUUAUAGUGACGCUGUAUGAUUAUUAUUAUUAUUAUAUGUUCGUCUGCCGUAUUCAAGCAUGAUGUUCCUCAUUUGACUGUGUGCUUAUUGUAAUAAUCAUAGUCAGUGUUUCUCUGUAACAGUUUCACUGUUCCUUCGCUUGUAAAGGUAUUGAGUUGUGUGUCCACAGCUGUUGAUGCAUGUCAUGAUGCUUAUUGUUACUUCAUUUGUGUUUCUUUUUGUCUUUCUGUUUUAGUUUUACCUGUGUUUUGUCUCAUGUGGUCUGAAUGGCCAUUUUUAGUGUCUUUGUCGUAAUAUUUUCCUGUAAAAAUCUGUAUUUCUUUUUUUUUAAAUCCCCUCAGAAUUUCUAAAUUAUUUAAAGCACUUACAAAUGAUGUUAAAAAGUUUUGUCUUUUUUCUGAUUUCAUCACUUAAUUGAAGGUACUGGAACUGCCCAGGCCUUGUAGGCAUUAGGGGUGCAACCAUUAAAUAUCUAUGGUUAUAUUGUG
Astyanax mexicanus (Mexican tetra) is the source of this 3233-nucleotide messenger RNA. RefSeq names its product REST corepressor 3 (gene rcor3). Gene Ontology annotation, molecular function: transcription corepressor activity. Bases 123 to 1757 code for a protein of 544 amino acids. The transcript is spliced from 12 exons. Gene Ontology annotation, cellular component: histone deacetylase complex; transcription regulator complex. Gene Ontology annotation, biological process: negative regulation of DNA-templated transcription; regulation of transcription by RNA polymerase II. The record is from RefSeq and is a predicted model, not a curated record. Lineage: Eukaryota; Metazoa; Chordata; Actinopteri; Characiformes; Acestrorhamphidae.